AUGUCUCCAAAGCAGGCGACACUUGGGUAUGUUAAAGAUUCACAAACUACGUUGGGCAAGUUCUUUGGCCAACCAAAGGGCGCAAAGUCUGCGCUUGGGAAGCAAUCAAAGCUCUUCUUCUCUUCCAAAUCGAGUUCAAGCAAACCACCAGCAAACUCCGCAUCCUCUGAAGAAAACCAAGAUGUUGACAUGAAAGAUGAGGAGUCCCUUGCCGACAAUAAGGAUUCAGUCAAGAAGGAGGAAGGGUCUGAUGUGAAAGCAGAAGCAAAGAAGGAGAAUGUAAAGCAGGAGAAAGGUGUGAAGAGAUCAAGAUCAUCUAGUCCGAAACUCUCAGCAAGAACCAAGGCUAUAAAAAUCGAGGAGGUCAAGGAGGAAGAGGAGGACGACGAUGAAGACGAAGAGCCAAUUCUGAAGAAGCCUCGAAGAACUGGAAAAGUUGAGGCAAAAGAGAAAAAGCCUUUGCCUAAAUCCGCCACAAUCAAAUCCAAUACCAAAUCUAAACCAGAACCAUCUCCAGCGAAAGUCGCUUCGAAGAAUAUGCCGCCACCACCAAAAUCUGGCAAGAAACUUAAAGUGGUGGAGGAUGAGGAAGAAGAACAGGUUGGAGGAACGGCACCCUCACCGAAACCAACAAAACGACGAAACUCUAGCGCGUCCAAAUCAGCAUCAGAAUCGGAAAUUGAGGAGGAUUUGGAAUCUAGUGGAGACGAGAAGCCGGAAGUAGUUGCCAGAGCUAGAGAGAAGAUUCAAACAACAUUGAAAUCUAAUGGCAAAGACCCAUAUCCGGAUUGGAAAUCAGGGGAACCAGUUCCUUAUGCUGCUUUGUGUACAACAUUCUCCCUGGUUGAGAUGACGAGUAAGAGAUUGAUUAUUGCGGCUCAUUGUUCCCUGUUCCUUCGUCAAGUACUUCGUCUCACCCCCGAUGAUCUUUUACCUACUGUCCUUCUGAUGAUCAACAAAUUGGCUGCAGAUUAUGCUGGAAUUGAGUUGGGUAUUGGUGAAUCAUUAAUCAUGAAGGCUAUUGGAGAAUCUACUGGUCGGAGCUUAAGCGUGAUCAAAAACGACCAAAAGGAGAUUGGUGAUCUUGGGCUUGUGGCAGUCAAGAGUAGAUCGAAUCAGCCUGUAAUGUUCAAGCCGAAGCCAUUGACAAUCAGAGGUGUCUUGAAGAGUCUCAUCGAAAUUGCUACAAUGUCAGGCAACGGUGCCCAGGGCCGAAAAGUCGACGGAAUCAAGAAGUUACUUUCCGCAGCAGAUACACAAUCCACGGGUAAAGUUGACAUUACGAAAGAUAAGGGUGGAGCGAGUGAGGCAAAGUACAUUGUUCGUUUCCUCGAGGGUAAGCUUCGUCUUGGAUUGGCAGAAAAGACUGUUCUUGUCUCUCUAGGUCAGGCAAUGGUAUGUCAUGAGGUUGAGGCUAAAGGAUCUGGAAAGAUUCCAAGUACAGAACAAAUGGCCAAGGGAGAGUCAAUAUUAAAAGCUGUUCACAGUUCCCUUCCCAGUUACGAUGUAAUCAUUCCAGCCAUGUUGGAGCACGGCAUCUUCAACUUGAAAGAUAACUGCAUGCUACAACCUGGUGUACCAUUGAAGCCUAUGUUAGCCAAACCAACAAAAGCAAUCACGGAAGUUCUUGAUCGAUUUGAGAAUCAAACAUUCACUUGUGAAUACAAGUAUGAUGGAGAAAGAGCGCAGAUACAUUACGUCGCUAAGGAUUCUCCCAAACAAUAUCUUGGUGCCACACCUGCUUCUGCAAAAUCUUCUGUUGGUGGUCUCGCUGCCAUAUUUUCGCGCAACUCGGAAGAUUUGUCCAAGAAAUAUCCCGAUAUCCUUGACAAGUUGAACACUUGGGUUAAGGAAGAUACUAAGAGUUUUGUCCUCGAUUGUGAAACUGUUGGUUGGGAUAUGGUUGAAAAGAAAGUCUUACCAUUUCAACAACUCAUGACACGAAAGAAGAAGGAUGUCAAGGUCGAAGACGUCAAAGUCAAAGUCUGUGUGUUUGCUUUCGAUAUACUUUUUUUGAAUGGUGAAGCAGUUGUUGAGAAAUCUUUACGAGAACGCCGCGCACUUCUUCAUGGUGCUUUCCAGCCUGUUGAAGGCGAAUUUCAAUUUGCUACCAGUAUGAAUGGUCAAGAGAUUGAUGAAAUUCAAACAUUCUUAGACGAAAGUGUCAAGGCAUCGUGUGAAGGACUUAUGGUAAAGAUGUUGGAUGGUACGGAAAGUGGUUAUGAGCCAAGUAAGCGAAGUAGAAAUUGGCUUAAGAUCAAAAAGGAUUAUCUCUCUGGUAUUGGCGACUCCCUCGAUCUUGUUGUUCUAGGUGCCUAUUAUGGUCGCGGCAAACGCACCUCAGUUUACGGUGCCUUCCUUCUCGCCUGUCAUAAUCUCAAAACCGACACCUACGAAACCAUCUGUAACAUCGGAACUGGAUUCAGCGAACAAGUUCUCGAAGAGUUGCAUGCCCAACUUUCCGCUAUCGUCAUCGACCGCGCUAAGCCCUUUUACUCCCAUUCAUCAGGAAACCAACAUCAACCAGAUGUAUGGUUUGAACCAAAAUACAAGGCGGGAUGCAAGGAGGGUGUUGAUAAAGGUGGAGAGAAGGGUAUUUCGUUAAGAUUCCCAAGAUUCAUCAGAAUUCGCGAUGACAAGAAGCCGGAAAUGGCAACGACUAGUAGGCAGGUGGCGGAGAUGUAUGGGAAGCAGGAGAGUGUUACAAAGAGUAAAGGACCGAGUGUCGAUGAUGAUUUCGAGUAUUAG
Molecule: messenger RNA, 2748 nt
Organism: Sclerotinia borealis F-4128
Lineage: Eukaryota; Fungi; Ascomycota; Leotiomycetes; Helotiales; Sclerotiniaceae
Source: the annotation of a GenBank genome assembly